CCCUUCCCCGUUGGGACAGAUCAUGUCGGCAGCGGCUCACAGGGAGGCUGGGACAGCUCGGACAUGGAAGAUCCUGUCUUUUGUGGUUGCUCUUCCUGGUGUUGGUGUAUGCAUGCUGAACUGCUACUUAAAGAUGCAGCAUGAACAUGAAAGAGAUGAAUUUGUUCCUUAUGCUCACCUCCGCAUCCGGACCAAGCCCUUCCCAUGGGGAGAUGGGAACAAAACUCUGUUUCACAACCCUCAUACUAAUCCUCUCCCAACUGGCUAUGAAGAGGAUCACUGAACACUUGGACCACAGCAGCAAUUUGGACCAUUGCUCUCUUUGGACCAAAACAUUGUAUGGGACCCUCAAUCUAAAAAAUAUUCUGCAUUCCUUGUACUGUCAAGUUCUAAAUGGCGUUCUGACCUUUGGCCCUGUACUUGAAGAGGAGGUCACUUAACAUAAAUAAGUCCUAACAUACCAAAAAAAAAAAUCCUUAAUGGCCCACUUCAAAUCCCUUGUGCAUAGCUAUCUAACUCCUACUGCUCACUCCAUUUCAAACGACCUCCUAUACAACAUGUUACCUCCUAUGCUUACUGUCUGUCCAAACUUCUGUUUGCCUCAGAUGCUCUGAUUUCUU
Chelonia mydas (Green sea turtle) is the source of this 620-nucleotide messenger RNA. Its product is annotated as cytochrome c oxidase subunit 6A1, mitochondrial-like. The record is from RefSeq and is a predicted model, not a curated record. The transcript is spliced from 2 exons. The coding region runs from base 23 to 283 and encodes 86 amino acids. Gene Ontology annotation, cellular component: mitochondrial inner membrane. Gene Ontology annotation, molecular function: enzyme regulator activity. Gene Ontology annotation, biological process: mitochondrial electron transport, cytochrome c to oxygen. Lineage: Eukaryota; Metazoa; Chordata; Testudines; Cheloniidae.